Molecule: messenger RNA, 8945 nt
Organism: Centropristis striata (black sea bass)
Lineage: Eukaryota; Metazoa; Chordata; Actinopteri; Perciformes; Serranidae
Gene: lrrk2
Product: leucine-rich repeat kinase 2
Exons: 52
Coding region: 723-8366 (2547 amino acids)
Biological process (GO): protein phosphorylation
Molecular function (GO): GTP binding; protein binding; protein kinase activity
Source: RefSeq, a predicted model, not a curated record
GUUAGCUAAUUAGUUAGCUUAACAAGCUACUUAGCUUAAAAAAAUGGAUAUGGGUCAUUUUUGACCCAUGUUGUGCAUUAAAAGAAUAGUGACUCAAAAGGUAUUUUAUUCAAAAAUUAAUAAAGGAAAAUAUAAAAUUAGAAUGUAUGAUGAUCAAAAAAUAAAUAAUUGAUGAAAACCUGGAAUACUGAAUGAUGAAAAUAAUUUAUUGCACAGAUAAAGAACAUUAAAAACGCAUAUAUGUCGGGUCACUUUAAAGCCAUGUUGUGCAUCAAAGGGUUAACAGACGGGAAGUUUUUUCUUUUUCCUGCCCGGAGUCAUAUGAUAUGAUGUGGGUGUAAAGGAAGGAGGACCACUGCUGGCUGUCACACAGGAGAGGAAACACUGUUUCUUUUUAUUUUCCACACAGAAACAAGAGAAAAUCCACAAAGAGGAACAAGUUUCUCUGCCAGGGGAAAGUUAUCGGAGCACGGUGACGUCACCGUCUGAAGCGAAACCACUAGAUCAGCUUCUGUAAAAAACGUGACAGCAGCUCAGCCGAACUGUAGCUACUGUAAUAUUAUGUAAUAUAGAUCAUAUUUAAUAUUGUGGAUUUAGGAAAUGUGCGGCAUUUCACUCGUUUCUUCAAAAGCUUCUGUUUUGGCAAUGGAGCAUGUGUGUGGCCGAAGCUGGAGGCUCGGUUCUGACGGAUUUUACCGGUGAAAAGAGCAUUUUAAAGGACCAUGGUUAACAAAGAGGAGCUGGAGGAAAGGCUCAAGAAACUUCUGGUGAGGCUGAAAAUCCCGCAAGAGGACAGACAACUGUGCACACUGAUCCAAAUCAUCCAGGAUCUGCUUUUUCUGGCGCACACCGACAAUGCAGCUGAACUGUUUUUGGACAAAGACGUCCACGCCCCCCUCAUGGUGGUGCUGUCAUCCUACAUGAGCAGCAAAGGAGUCCAGCAGGUGGGCUGGUCGCUGCUCUGUCGGCUGAUUGAAAUAUGUCCCAACACGCUGGAGGAGCUGAGCAGACCUCUGCAGGCCGCCAAGGACUGGGACGUACUGGGAGUGCACCAGCAGAUCCUGAAGGCGUUAUCUCAGUACGGCUCAGACUGCAGAGUGACCAUGGUGGGCCUCAGAGCGCUGGCUCUCCUGCUCAGAUCAGACAUGAUUCACCUGCUGGUGCUGGAGGAGGAGGACGACGUGUUCGGUCUGGUGGUGCAGGCCAUGAAGGCGUUUCCUUCCAGUGAGGAGGUCCAGCUGCAGGGCUGUGGAGCUCUGCAGCUCCUCCUGGAGAAAGUGACUGACGACCACCUGGUGGAGUUUGUGGAGAACCAGGACCACCUGGUGGUUCUGGCGGCUCUGCAGACGUUCCCCGACAGCCCCGAGCUGCUGCUGCAGGCCAUGAAGGUGCUGCUCCCUCUGGCUCGCCCCGGCAGUAACGUGGAGAUGUUGAUGUCUGGAGGCGCUCGCUGUUACAGCGUCGUCAUCGGCGCCAUGGACGCCUUCCCCGAGGAGGAGGAGCUGCAGGAGACGGCCUGCCGCCUCUUCAGGAGGUUCACCUCAGAGAGUUACUACAACAUCCUGGUGCUGAACGGCGUGCAGCGCGUGGCGGUGAGAGCCUGUCAGACGUUCCCCGACAACGCGGCGCUGCAGGCCGCCGCCCUCUCCUGCCUGGCUGACCUCACUGCCACCAUCGUGCAGAACAAAGCGGUGGCGGAGCAGGCUCUGGAGGACGGGGAGGAGGAGGAGAACCGGGGCAGGGAGCAGGUGGAGGACAUGGGUCUGGGCUGGAUGGAGGCCUGCUGCACGGCGCUGGAGCUCCACGCUGAUGAGCCGGAUGUUCAGGAAGCUGCCAGCUGGGCCAUUCACAAUCUGUUACUGCACGGAGCAGGAGUGAAGCAUUCAGAGGAGCAGCAGGAGGAGAGGACUCCUGUCCACAGACAGCUGAUGGCCGCCCUGCUGCUCCACUCCUCCUCUCCCAGAGUGUUUCAAGCUGCUGCCAGCGCCAUCGCCACGCUGCUCACACACAACAGUAAGAUGCGUUCCCUGCUGCUGUCCAGUGGGCUCCAUGUAAACCUGGUGGACAUGAUGAAGAGACACUCGACCUCGGCUGAAGUUUCCAUCAGCGCCUGUAAACUGCUCAGCCUGCUCUUCCAGGGGAGGACAGCCAGUCUGGACGAGCUGAACAUGGCUCUGAGUCAGAUCCUCAGCAGCAUGAAGGUCCACAACUUCCAGCCCGAGGUGCAGCUGGAGGCUCUGCAGGCCAGCCUCGUCUUCCUCUGUCCAGAUCGCAGUUUAAGGGAGCACGGCGUCUCGGUGGCGGAUCCAGACAUGGCCGACGUGUCGCUGAGGGUCCUGAAGAACCAGUGUGUGGUGGAAGGAGCUCACACUCUCUACCUGGAGGUUCUCAACAGGUUCAUCAGCAGCUCCACCAUCCAGAAGUCUGGUCUGAAGGUGCUGUCUGCUCUGGCUGACUGCUCCGGUGCGGUGGACCUGCUCUGCCAGCAGGGGGCGAUAGACACGGUGCUGCACACACUACAGAUGUUCCCUCAGGACCGAGAGAUACACUACUGGGGUCUCACCCUGCUCAGCUACCUCGUCUCCAAGAAGAAGCUGUCGAGGAUGAUCGUUCCUGUUCUGGCCUCCGUUGUGGUCGCAUCUCUCGUCCAGUACAGAGAAGACUCAGAGAUGCUCCUGAAGUGUUUCCAGGUGGCUCUGAGGAUGCUGGACGCCUGCUCCGGAGCAGCUGCUGAGCUGCAGAGAGAAGACUUUGACAGGCAGAUCUUCCAAUAUCUCCGAGAGGAAACUCCUGACCAGAACAACAACGCUGUGAGUCUGAUGCUGCACAGGUCCGUGUGUCUGGCUCUGUCCAAGAUGCGGGGCGACGCCCAGCUGCACUACAGCAUGCUGGAGAAGGCCUGCGAGGACGGAGACACCACGCUGGCCGAGUGUCUGAUCGAGCUGGGCGCCGACAUCAACGGGAAGACCAAAACAGAAUCUCUCAUCUACCAGGUGUGUGAGCGAGGCGGCCCUCUGGAUCUGGUGGAGCUGCUGCUCAGCCGCGGCGCCCAGGAGCAACACCUCCGCAGAGCUCUGGCUGUGAGCGUGAAGCGCGGCGAGGGACCCACGGUCAUCCAGCUGCUGGGCCGUCUGGGUCUGGACCUCAACAACAGCGCCCUCUGCCUCGGAGGCUUCAGGCUGGGCCGCCUGGACGCCGCCUGGCUCAGCCCCCUGCUGGCCGAGAGAGGCAGAGCACACAGCCUGCGUUACAACAACAGUAAAGGUAUGAGCUUGGCGAGGUACAUUGAGUCUCUCCAGAAGUCGAAGAGUACCAGCGGCCCUCCCAGAUCUGUGGGCGACCCAUGUCUGACCUCGGGCUACAUCUCUGACGAGAGCGACGACUCCAGCUUCAGCUUCAUGUCCAUGGACGACAGCUUGUUGUACAACAACGACGACAUGGAGAGUGACGGCAGUGAUUCUCUGUCAGGUGUUCUGUCUCCGAAGCCUCAUAAUAACUCGACAGAGGAGUUGAGGGGCGGUUCCUCUAAAAAGAAGCAGGUCCGCCGCAGACACGUCAGUGCAGAGAGCGGUCAGACUGAGCACGAACACAGUGAACAUGUACACAGGAGGAAUGGAAGGACCGGCUCAGGACAAAGAGUGUUUGGAUCUGGAGAGAGUUCAGCUGCUCUGUCUAAAGAGAAGGAGAGGAUCCGUCUGCUGGACCUGUCCGGUAACGAGUUGGACUCUCUGUCCUGUCUGAUGGACGACGGGUUCGUCCAGCAGCAGCUGGGACAUCUGCUCCGCCUCGACCUGAGCCACAACAGCCUGCAGCAGUUCCCUGCAGCUCUCUGCAAGAGUUUACAGAGUCUGACUCGUCUGGACCUGCAGGGGAACCAGCUGCAGUCUCUGCCGGUGGAGCUGCUGUCUCUGCUCUCUCUCAGCAUGCUCAACGUCUCGAGGAACUGUGUGGGUCCCCAGCUGACCUUUGACCCCGCCGUCACCUGCCCGUCGCUGCGGCAACUCAACCUUUCCUUCAACAAAAUCACCAGGUUCCCUGAGGAGCUGGGCCGCGCCAUGGAGCAGCUGGAGGAGCUCUUCAUGGAGGGGAACAGUGUAACGGAGCUCUGUGAGCCUCUGAAGCUGCCGGAGAUCAAACUGCUCGACGUGAGCAAAAACAGCGUGGAGAACAUUUCUCCAGACUUCCUGACCUGCUGCCCCAAACUGGAAACUUUCAGUGCCUCCAUGAACAAAAUAGGUUCUCUGUCUCAUCUCCCGUCAAAGAUCACGACACUGAAACUAGCAAACAACAGCUUCACUUCAGUUCCUGAGGCCAUCCGCAACCUGCCCAAUUUGCGUUCAGUGGACAUGAGGACCAACAACAUAGCGGAGCUGCCGGGUCCAGGUCUCUGGGAGUCCAGUAACCUGAGGGAGCUGAUGUUCAGCCAGAACUCCAUCAGCGUUCUGGAUCUGAGCGGUCCCAUCUACAAGUGGAGCCGACUGGAGAAGCUGCACCUGAGCGACAACAAGCUCACUGAGAUCCCUCCUCAGAUCGGCCUGUUGGAGGGUCUCACCUCUCUGGACGUGAGUCGGAACACCAACCUGCGCUGCUUCCCCGAUGAGAUGGGCAAACUGGGCCGGCUGUGGGAUCUUCCACUGGAGGGACUCAAACUCCAGCUGGACCUCAAACUCAUCGGCAGCAAAACCAAAGACAUCGUCAGGUUCCUGCAGCAGCGGCUGAAGAAGGCCGUCCCGUACUACCGUAUGAAGCUGAUCGUGGUCGGGAACGCCGGCAGCGGGAAGACGACUCUGAUCCAGCAGCUGAUGAAGCUGAAGAGAUCUCAGCUCAACUCAAAGCAACCUGCGGUGGGCAUCGACGUCCGGGACUGGACCAUCAGGGAGCGGGACAAGAAGAUGGUGCUCAACGUCUGGGACUUCUCAGGUGGAGAGGAGUUCAGCGGCUCUCACCCUCACUUCCUGACCUCCAGAGCUCUCUACCUGGUGGUCUACAACCUCAGCAAAGGAGCCAGUCAGGUGGACGCCCUGAAACCCUGGCUCUUCAACAUCAAGGCUGUAGCUCCUCUGUCCCCCGUCAUCCUGGUGGGAACUCACACAGACGUGAGCGAUGAGCUGCAGCUUCAGUCCUGCCUGACUAAGAUGAGAGAGGAGCUGCUGAACCACCAGGGCUUCCCCGCCAUCAGGGACUACUACAUGGUCUGCGAGGACUCGGACGCCAUGGCCAAGCUUCGCAAGGCCAUCGCCAGGGAGGUCACCAGCUUCAAGAUCCAGGGCCAGCCUGUGAUGGGCCAGCUGGUUCCAGACAGCUACGUGGAGCUGGAGCGCCGGGUUCUGCAGGAGAGAACCAGGGUUCCCCCAGAGUUCCCCGUUCUCAGGCACCAGGAGGUGCUGCAGCUCAUCCAGGAGAGUCAGCUGCAGCUGGAGGAGGCGGAGCUGCCCCACGCCGUCCACUUCCUCAGUGAGGCCGGGGUUUUACUGCACUUUGAUGAUCCUGCACUUCAGCUCCAAGAGCUCUACUUCAUCGACCCUCAGUGGCUCUGCAACAUCAUCUCCCAGAAACUGACAUUAAAGGGCUGUGGGAGCUUCUGGGAGCAUCCUAAAGGAGUCGUUCAGCGCUCUGUGGUGGAGAAGUUUCUCUUUGAGACCAAAUGUUUCCCCAAGAGCCACCUGACGCAGUUCUACAAGCUGCUGGAGAAGUUUCAGAUCGCUCUGCCCUUCGGGGAGGACCAGCUCCUGGUUCCCAGCAGUUUGUCCAAACACCGGCCGGUGAUCGACCUGCCUCACUGUGAGAACUCAGAGGUGAUUGUGCGUCUGUACGAGAUGCCGUACUUCCCCAUGGAUUACUGGUCUCGCCAGAUCAGCCGCCUCCUAGACGUCUCCUGUUACCUGCUCUGUGGAAGAGGUAAAGUGGUGCGACCCAACCGGAUCUACUGGAGGAGAGGCGUGUACCUGAGCUGGUCCCCGGAGGCCUACUGCCUGGUGGAGGCCGCCUCGGGGGACGAGAACUCCUCCAGCUGCGUCAGGAUAACGGUGCCCUCGUCACGCAAAGGCCGGGUGCUGCUGGGUCAGGUGGUGGACCACAUCGACUCCCUGCUGGAGGAAUGGUUCCCUGGGCUGCUCAACACAGACAUGCACGGCAGCGGAGAGGCUCUGCUGAAGAAGUGGGCUUACUACAGCUUCCAGGACGGCCAGGAGUGGAGAAAGAUGCUGCUGGAGGAGCUCUUCACCCGCUUUGACAACGUACCAACCAUAGAUUCGCUGCUGAAGGAGGACGGCUACACACUUCCCAUCUCUCAGAUCGCUCCUGACUUGGUGCUGCUCGACCAGCCUGCAGGAACGAUACUGGACAGCGAAGAGCUGCAUGUAGACAUGACUAAAGAGAACCGGCUGGGGGACGGUGGCUUUGGGACGGUCUAUCGAGGUGUCUACAAAAAUGAAGAAGUAGCUGUGAAAAUAUUCAACAAGCACGCAUCUGAGCUUUACAUCCACAGACUCCUCAGACAGGAGUUGGCGGUGCUGGGGCGCCUCCGCCACCCCAGCCUGGUGGGUCUGCUGGCAGCCGGCUCGGCCCCUCCGGUCCUGGUGAUGGAGCUCGCUCUGAGAGGCUCUCUGGACUCUCUGUUUGAACACGAGAACGGCAGCCUGAACAGGAAGCUGCAGCACAGGAUCGCCCUGCAGGUGGCCGACGGACUCAGGUACCUUCACUCAGCUAUGAUCAUCUAUCGGGACCUGAAGCCUCAUAACGUCCUGCUGUUCAACCUGAAGACCGACUCCGAGAUCAUCGCCAAGAUCACCGACUACGGCAUUGCUCAGUACUGCUGCAGCAUGGGAGUGAGGAGCUCCGAGGGCACGCCAGGUUUCCGAGCUCCGGAGGUGGCCCGAGGAAACGUGAUCUAUAACCAGCAGGCGGACGUCUUCUCCUUCGGCCUGCUGCUCUACGACCUCCUGACCUGCGGAGAGAGAAUCUCUGACGGCAUGAAGUUCCCCAGCGAGUUCGACGAGGUCGCAGUGCAGGGAAAACUGCCGGAUCCAGUGAAACACUACGGUUGCUCCCCUUGGCCCGGCUUCCAGGCGCUGAUGAAGGACUGUUUGAGGGAAAGUCCUCAGAGUCGACCCACUUCUGCUCAGGUGUUUGACAGGCUGAACUCAGGGGAGAUGUUGUGUCUGAUGAGGGACUUCGUGGUCCCCAGAGCGUUUAACGCUGAGUGCUUCACGCUGAGCUCCGACAGCGUGGACGGCCCCUCCAGCAGCCACAGAGCCUGGCUGGGUGGAGGCAGCAGCACCAGGAGGCUCGGCUCCAUCACAGCCGUCGACCUGGACACCAGCACCGUCACCACACAGGAGGUCGACACCAGCCCUGUGUUGUGUAUCGUGACCGUCCAAAUCCCAACGGAGGCCUGUGAUUGGCUGGUAGCGGGCACCCAGUCCGGCUCAUUAGUGGUCGUUAGCACUCAGGACACGUCGACGUGUCACCACCUGCAGAGUGUCUCGGACGCCGUCACCUCGCUCUACUUCCACGUUCACCCUCGCCGCACCCAAAGAAAGAAUUACCUGCUCGUUGGGACUGCAGAUGGAGUUCUCACUGUUUAUGAGGACUCUGUACUAAAGCAGGAGAACGGUCAGCCGGUUAAAACUGUGACUGUGGGGAACGUGAACACGCCCGUCAUGUGUCUGGGCCAGUCGGUGUAUUCUCUGGACAGCAGGUCGGUUUGGGCCGCCUGCGGGACCAAGAUCCUCUCCUUCACCGCCGACUACGACGUCUGCAAGAAGAUCGACACCAGACCCAACCUCAUCUUCCAGCAGCAGCGGUCGUUGGGAGGUGAGGCGUGUGUGUCUCGGAUGGUCGUGGAUAAAUAUGUUUACCUGAGCAAAGGGACGCCAACCGUGGAGAUCUGGGACAAGAGGAGCGAGAGGAUGGUCGACUGCAUCGACUGUGCUCAGAUCAUCAGACAUGACUCUGGCUGCAGAGGCAGGAAGGGCAGCGAGGUGGAGCUGGCGUGCGAGGCGGCGCCCCCCUGGGCCCGGGUGAAGGCGCUGCUGGUGCAGAGCGCUGCAACCCUCUGGAUCGGCACCAGAGGGGGCCACCUGCUGCUGCUGGAGCUCUCCAAACAGCAGCCGCUGCAGCUCCUCGGGCCCUGCUGCAGCUCCGUCCGCUGCAUCGCCUCCGCACUCAUAGAAACACUAAACUGGAAGAACGUGGUGCUGGUUUUGGGCAGAAGAAUCCCUCAAGACUCCAGUCAGUUUGACGAGGAGUCGGUGCUGAUGGUGUGGAACAGCUCGCUGCCCCUGGAGGCCAAAGACCUGAACAAACACUGUGAGAAGAGAGAACAGAUCGCUGCCAAGAUGAGAGAGCAGCUCCACCAUGACUGAACCAGAAUGUUGAUGGAAAAGGGAUCGACUCUCCCGUGGAUCGACGUGUCGGCAGAACACGUCGAAGGAGACGUUUUACCUCAUUUUCUGACGGCCAUAUUUACUUCACAAUGCAAUGAACUAAUCAAAGAAGAUGAACACGUGUAAAAACAAGCUGACAUGUUUUACCAGACGAAGAUAAUCUGUAAUCUGUGAGUGAGACGCUUUUCUAAAAGGGACAGAUGUUUCUCAGCGCAGAUGUUCAGUCACACCUGUUUGUUUACCUGACGUUAAAAAAACUGAAGCUGGAAAGAAAGCCAAAGGAAAAAAAAGCCUCUAAAAGUGUAUAUUUGAUUAUUUAUUGUCACGUUUAUGUUUGUGUUUACCUGUGAACUCACUCACUCCACAUCUGUAAACAAAUGCUGCCGGCUUUGACAGAGUUUUAUGUCGUGUUGUGACAGAAUUACUCAGUAAAUAUUAUUUUAUGUACUGUGCCUGUUUAUGUAGUAAACAAGUAUUAUUUACAGAAAGUGCACAGAAUACAGCGAAUGAAUGAAGUGUAAUUGUUAUUUUUUUAUAAGUAAAAGUGCAUAAAAUUGC